Molecule: messenger RNA, 556 nt
Organism: Vicia villosa (hairy vetch)
Lineage: Eukaryota; Viridiplantae; Streptophyta; Magnoliopsida; Fabales; Fabaceae
Exons: 3
Coding region: 38-556 (172 amino acids)
Source: RefSeq, a predicted model, not a curated record
AAGUAAUGAAGAUAAAGAACCUCCGACUCAAGCUGAAAUGUUCAUUGCUACACGACAAAGUAAAAAAGGAAAGGAGUUGGAUCAAGAAACCAAUCAUGCAAUUACAAAGCUUCAAGACUUGAUUGAAAAUCAUGGAAAAACUUCAUCAGAGGCUUUUGAAAGCGUAUUAGGCAAACAAAAACCUGGGAGAAUGCGUUGCUACGGAAGAACCACAACACCGACUCUCUUGAAAAGAAAUGAAGAAAUUGCAAAACUUAAAACAGAGCAUGCUGCUGAGGUUAGACAAUUUAAUGAUAGGAUACAGGAGAUGGAGGAGAAACGUCGUCAAGACAAAGAGGAAACAGAUAGAAAAAUUCAGCUUCUUCUUAAGACCGUUUUGAGUCAAAAUGCCUCAGAUUUGAAUAUAGAUGCUCUGGCAGCUUUGAUAUCAACUCCUGCAACUGAUGCUAACAGUGUUUUACGUUCUUCUACAUCAACACAUGCUCCAACUAAUGAUCAAGUCAUGAAUGAUAAUAUCAAUGAAGAUUUUCAAUCAUUCGAAGAUGAAGAGACUUAG